CUCGGUGGGCGGGGCCUCUUCUGCUCCUUCGCUCUGUUGUUGUCCAGAUCGACACUAAAGGCUAACGGCUAACACAGAAACCGGACAGAUGUCGAUAAAACUCCGGGACACCGGGCGCAGCAAGCGCUGAGAACUGCGCACCUGUCAGCCGGACUCGUGUUUAGUACGAGUCGGCUCGGGUUGACCCGGGUUAGCUGUUCUGUUGCGGGCUUUAUGUCUGUUCUGCGGGAGGUUAGCCGUUAGCUUGUUUGCACUGAGGGAGCUGUUAGCUGUUACCCUGGAGCUAGCGGUCUUAUACAGCAGUCAGCUAACCGUUAGCCUUUGAUUUAUUCUUCUGAUAUAUUUAUCCUAAUCAGGGUUAUUUAUUUACCUCGGGUUUACAUUAUUUAUUCAGUGUUACGUGUUUGUUUCCGUAAUGUGUGUCUGUGUUCAGGCAACAGAGCUAACGUUAGCUGUUAGCUGAUGUCUUUGUCUGUGCUUCAUGAUGCUCCGUUAGCUCGGAUUCAGUAGAACCAUUACGGACCAGUCGAUCAGUAUAUUGAUCACCUCUGAUCAGUAUCGGGUCCGUUUACAGUUUAUUUCGUCAUCUGUCUCCGGGCAGAUUAAAGCUGUAGGUUGGACUGAUAUGCAGCUGUCAGCUCCUCCAGCUGUUUAGUGACCUUCAUCUUCAUCGCCAUCAUCUUCAUCAGAACAGCUGCUCCACACUCACAUCCGGGUCAUCAUGGCCUCUAGAGCAGCCGGAGUCUACCUGCUGCUGAUCACAGGAUGCAUUGCUGCUUCUCAGAGGAAUGACAACGUCUACGUGUCAGGGAUUUCAAAUGCAUGCGGAGAUGUGGCUGAGCUCCUGCUAGCCUCCAGCGGCGUCAUCACCAGCCCCGGUUGGCCUUUUCAAUAUCCAUCCAGACUGAACUGCAGCUGGAACAUUAGAGCCAGACCUGGAGACACCAUCACCAUCAGUUUUCAGGACUUCGACCUUCAGGGCUCCCAUCGCUGCUCCUCAGACUGGAUGUCCAUCAGCAGCUACAGGAGUCUGGACGGACUGAGGGUCUGUGGAUCCUCCAGACCGCCUCCUUACAUCUCCUCCCAGGAUCACGUCUGGAUCCACUUCCACUCUGAUGACACCCUGACAGGGAAGGGCUUCAGACUGUCCUACGUCACAGGGAGUCCAGAGGCAUCAAGCUGUGACGUGGACCAGUUCCACUGCUCCAAUGGGAAGUGCAUACCAAAGCCAUGGCGUUGUAACUCCAUGGAUGAGUGUGGAGAUAACUCCGACGAGGAGCUGUGUGUGGACUCACUUAUCUCCUUCCAGCCCUGCAGCUUCAACCAGUUCCCCUGUGUGUCCCGCUACACCCGGAUCUACACCUGUUUACCACACAGCCUGCGCUGCGACGGCAGCAUCGACUGCCAGGACUUGAGUGAUGAGGUGGACUGUGACGUUCCCACCUGUGGAGAAUGGCUCAGGAACUUCUACGGAUCCUUCAGUUCUCCAAACUAUCCAGACUUUUAUCCCCCGGGAAGUAACUGCACCUGGUUAAUUGACACCGGAGACCAUCGCAAGGUGAUCCUGAGGUUUACGGACUUCAAACUCGAUGGGACCGGAUAUGGGGACUAUGUGAAGAUAUACGAUGGUCUGGAGGAGAACCCUCGCCGUCUCCUCAGAGUUCUGACCGCCUUUGACUCCAGAGCACCACUAGCUGUUGUGACAUCAUCAGGUCAGCUGAGAGUUCACUUCUACGCCGACAAAAUCAAUGCUGCCAGAGGCUUCAACGCCACUUAUCAGGUGGACGGGUUCUGCCUGCCCUGGGAGGUUCCCUGUGGGGGGAACUGGGGAUGUUACACUGAGCAGCAGCGUUGUGAUGGGUACUGGCACUGUCCCAACGGCCGCGAUGAGCUAAACUGUUCUUCAUGUCAAGAAGACGAGUUCCCGUGUUCCAGAAACGGUGCCUGUUACCCUCGAUCGGACCGCUGUAACUACCAGAACCGCUGCCCCAACGGUUCUGAUGAAAAGAACUGCUUCUUCUGCCAACCAGGGAACUUCCAUUGCAAGAAUAACCGGUGUGUGUUUGAGUCGUGGGUGUGUGAUGCUCAGGACGACUGUGGAGACGGCAGUGAUGAGGAGAGCUGCCCGGUCAUCGUUCCCACCAGAGUCAUCACUGCCGCUGUCAUCGGCAGCCUCAUCUGUGGACUCCUAUUGGUCAUCGCCCUCGGCUGCACCUGCAAACUCUACUCGCUGCGCAUGUUCGAACGCAGGUCGUUCGAGACUCAGUUGUCCAGAGUGGAGGCGGAGCUCCUGAGGAGAGAAGCCCCACCCUCUUAUGGUCAGCUGAUCGCCCAGGGACUGAUCCCACCUGUGGAGGAUUUCCCAGUGUGCUCUGGGAGCCAGGCAUCAGUCCUGGAGAAUCUCCGUCUCGCCGUUCGCUCUCAGCUCGGCUUCACAUCUUUGAGGCUGCCGUCCUCUGGUCGCCAUAGUAACCUGUGGCGGCGUCUCUUUACCUUCUCACGGUCCCGGCGGUCCGGUUCUCUGGCUUUGGUCUCUGCAGACCUGGAGGACAGCGGCGGUACUGGGAGCACUGGGAGUUCUGGUUCAGACCUGCUGUCUCCGGACUCAGAUGACACUGACACGGAGGCUGAGCGUGGACGGGAACGCGGUGUUGGAGCUGUGGGCGGGCCUGUCGCUCCUCUGCCGCAGAAAACUCCACCCACCACUGCUGUGGAGGCUGUUGUUUCCGUGGCGACCACCACCACCACCUCUGACCGAGCCCGUGACAGAGAACGUCCCCGGCCACGAGAAGCCCUGUCCCCCACUGGCCCUGUCACCGUGGUGACCUCUGGUCUGGACGCUGAUGCUUCAGAGCUCCGGGCCCCGCCCCCCUCUGCCCUGCAGCGACUGGCCCACAACCUGCACCGCCUCGCCAGGAACCUGACCCGGACCAGCCAAAACCAGCAGGACCCGCAAACCUGGACCAGUCACAGUCCACUGCGGCAGUUGGAGACGGGAAGGGGUGGAGCUGAGGGUGGUGAGCGGCGAGGCAGUAGGGAAGAAGAGGAGGACGUGGAGCUGCUGAUCCCAGUCUCUGACUCGGAUUCCUCAUCGUCAUCCUCGUCGGUCGGAGAUGUCCGACAGCCGCUGCUGGAGCCCCGCCCCUCCUGUGCAGGCCAUACUCAUCGCCAUCACCGGGGAAACAGAGAUGGCCCCUGUGAACACUGUGGGAUGGUCCACACAGCGCAGAUCCCUGAUGCGUGCCUGGAGGCAACCGGAAAGGUUGGACCAGGACCAGAGAGCAGUGACGAUGAGCUACUGCUGCUCUGCUGACGAGCUAACUGGCUACGAGCUAACGGGCUAAUGGGCUAAUGGGCUAAUGGCUAACCUGCUGAGAUACCAAGCAUUAGCAUUACCUCUUUCCCACACUACAGACAAUAUACACUUACCAACACACUAAUGAGGACUGAAAUAUUCAUUUAAUGAUGAUCAAAAUCAUAACCCAUUGUAGUGUUUCCCACACCUGCUCAGCUUGAGGCUCAAAAAGAGUUUCCCAGGGAACCACACUCAUAAAACUUACAAAAAUAAACUGCCAUAAAAUUUACAUUUUUCACUGACCUCCAUCUUCAAACUAACAUUGAAUAAGUGCACUUUGCUGCUAAACCCACAUCAGGGACAAACCAUGAGUCAGGGAUGGGAAGAAUCUCCAUCACAACUGAAGAGAUGUUACGUCAGAUGAGACUAAGACGCAAAUCUAACUGAUGAGACUGAUGAGCACUGGUCGUAUCACACUAGUUACCAACUAACAGGUAAACUGUUUACAAACAGGUGAACAUAUUAGCUUAGCUAAUGUAUUCUGAAAAUUACUUUUUGAUUAAUGAGUAAGAUGAAAUUCACUGCUGUCUAAAGAAAACUCUUCUUCUCUUUCAAAUGGAAAAAUAAAUUCACACCGAAUAAAAACCAGUCCACAAACACAAAGGUACUUUAAUCUUAGAUUAGUAUUUAGUUUUUUUUAAUCCAGGUCCAAAAUGAUGCUGAAUUAAAUUAAAUGUUACACUAAGUAAAAACUCAUCAGAGCCUAAAUCCAGUUAUUAUUUGUCGAUUGUUUUUGUCUUAAACCUAUUGAAGUUCAAGGUUAAAGUUACUAUACAACCAAUCUGUUAUAAAUGAGGUUUAACCUUCUGUUCUCAUUCAAGGAGAGUCUUAAAUUUGCUGCAGUAAACCUUGAUUUAAUCCUGUUUAAAAAUGAACAUUAUUGGUGUAACUCAUACCUUUAAUGGAUGAUUGUGAUGAAGAUGAACCAAACAGUCACUUUAGUAGUUUCAGAUUUUUGUGAGAAGAGACCAUUCCCACUAACAUCAUGACUCGCAGUUUCCUCAUCAUUUCAGACACAUUUAGCCACACACUAAGACUCGUCAGUGUUCGCUCGUUAUCUCAGCAGGUUUUGGCCUCCAGUGAUGUCAAAGAUUAACUGACCAAUCAGAGGUUGCUGCCGGUCCGUCCGUUAAAUUUUCCCCUUCCAAAAUUGUUGACGGUACGAUGAUGGCGAUCGUCAUGUGACCAACGGUAUGACUCACCUGGAGUCACCUGACUGAACGUUUCAUCGAUCUGAUUGAUUACUGAUGAUCGAUUCACUGAAGCACAAACACUCUGUGACUCCUCCCCUUAGGUCAUAUGACCCCGUGGUUCUGCUCACGUUUCAGGUGUUUACAGGUAGGAGGCGGGGUUUACAGGUGGGCGUGGCUGAAACUGGUUCAGGACCACAUUGGUGUCUGUCUACCUUAACAGGUAUUUACUGGAUGAUGUCACAGCUCCGCCCCCUUCCUGAAGCCAUUCAGACUGUGUUUCUGAUCAGCUGACCUGCUGUGAGUGUGACAGUAUUUAUUACUCAUGAUGAUGAUGACGGUUGUUAUUAUUAAUAUUAAUAUUAUUGUUGUUGUGUUGGUUUGUUGUGUAGUUGUUUACCUGCAUGACUCAGCCGUUUGUUAGUUUUUCUUUGAGUCUGUAAAUUAAAUUGAAGAUUAAACGUUCACAUAAUUUCA
This is a messenger RNA of Sphaeramia orbicularis (orbiculate cardinalfish), 5022 nucleotides long. It is a transcript of the gene lrp12, whose product is annotated as low density lipoprotein receptor-related protein 12. The coding region runs from base 722 to 3313 and encodes 863 amino acids. The record is from RefSeq and is a predicted model, not a curated record. Gene Ontology annotation, molecular function: protein binding. The transcript is spliced from 11 exons. Lineage: Eukaryota; Metazoa; Chordata; Actinopteri; Kurtiformes; Apogonidae.